Messenger RNA from Hermetia illucens (black soldier fly), 9932 nucleotides. It is a transcript of the gene FASN1, whose product is annotated as fatty acid synthase. Gene Ontology annotation, molecular function: fatty acid synthase activity; oxidoreductase activity; 3-oxoacyl-[acyl-carrier-protein] synthase activity. The record is from RefSeq and is a predicted model, not a curated record. The coding region runs from base 1425 to 8675 and encodes 2416 amino acids. Lineage: Eukaryota; Metazoa; Arthropoda; Insecta; Diptera; Stratiomyidae. Gene Ontology annotation, biological process: fatty acid biosynthetic process. The transcript is spliced from 11 exons.
AGUCUAGCGAGUGUUUAGGAGUUCUCCGGUGCACGUUAGCAAAUAUCUUAAAGAUUCUAACGAUUCAAAUCCUAGUAAAUGCCAAGUGUCAUCACCAAGAAACUCCGCAGUUAAUUGCAGAAUAUCAAAUCCACGUGAACCAAACAUUGAAAGUGAGAAAACCUAGCCGUGUUGAAUCGCCAACGGUGUAAAAUUUCUUUAGCGAUCACCAGUGGAUUACAUUCCAAAUCAAAGACCUAUUCAAGUGCAGAUAAUAAAAGGAUAAUACAGCCAGCAGCGAAUCAUCCAUCGAACUUCUCAAGGUUGUCAAUGGUUCGGCAACUGUAAUUUCCAAUUUGAAUGCCAAGUCUGCUGUUCUAAUCAGUACAAAAUAUUUGAUAAAGGAAAUCUAUACAAAAAAUUCGAAUUGCAAUCCAUGAGGCAUUGAAUGCUCGAUGAUAGCAACUAUCUAACACAACGUUGAAGAGCUGACAAAUUCUCUCUUAUCAUCCUAACAUUUUACAACGAAAGCAAAAAAAAAUUAUCUUGGCCCAGCAAUACACGCUCUUAAAUCGCGAAAGUCAGGCAGCAGGACAGACAGAACAUACAUAGACAUUUCGGGGGCAUUCAAUACUAAUAGCGAUUAUUUUUUUUGCACCCUGUGCACAACGCCACACUAUCGCGCCACACUUUUGAGUACAGGCUCAUUGGAACCCUACUUCUCCCCUAAAUUCAUAAAAUACUACAGUUCGAAGCAACUGAAUAUUAGUCUCCAUCUACACUCCGACCGAGUCGGAUCUUCUUUCCAUUCUAUUCCAUUGAAUAAAUUCAGGAAUUAAGCGGAAGACAGUUAGACAGAAAAAAAAGUGAGAAGAAAGAACUCUUUCCAAAGACAAUUGUAGUUUUCCUCGAUAGUGGUGGCUUUUAGUGAAAUCGGCUACAUAAUCGCAUAUACCAUCCAAUAAAACUUAUAUUCCAUUGAGAGUUGAUUCAAAAGGGAGAUUACACGAGUAUAUAAUAAAAAGUGUGGUGAUUGCAAUUACAAGAAACUUCCGUGAUUCUAUAGCAUUCGUUAGUCGUUACUUGACUUCCACACUGAGUAGUUCUAUCCAUCUGGAGUGAAUCUGCUCAUUCUUAAUUCGAAUCGUCGGCGUAUACAGUUCGUUGGGAAGAACUUGAGAAUUCGGCAAGUGUAGUGUGAAAAAAUUUCCUCAAGAGUUUCGGAGUCGAAUAUUAAAAUAUCUCAAAGGAUUAAUAUAUCAACAGAGUUGGAGAAGAAAAAUAAAGCAGCAUCAGUGAAAGGAUCACAUCAACCACCGAAGACAAUAGAUAUAAACAAGGUGCCUGAAAAUCAAACGAAUCAAGCACCAUUAACGAACGGUAGCAAUAAUAAAAAGAGAAGAAAUAAACGUAAAAAACGUCGAAAUACAGCAAACAACAGCAAUAUGCCGGCCCGUUUUGCAGAAGAAGUAGUUGCUGAUAAUCGGUGUAAUGUCCCCACGGACCUAGGGGGACAUUAUGCCAAUCGAUCGGUACAAGAUGAUGUUGUAAUUACGGGUUUCUCUGGUCGUUUGCCAGAAAGCUCUUCAAUUGAUGAGUUCAAGAAGAAUUUAUUCGAGGGUGUUGAUAUGGUUAAUGACGAUCCACGAAGAUGGCCUAAAGGUUUGUAUGACUUACCAUCACGUUUGGGAAAGAUUAAAGAUGAAGACUUGGAACAAUUUGAUCAACAAUUCUUCAACGUGCAUCAAAAGCAAGCAGAGUGCAUGGACCCACAAUUGCGUUUGUUGCUAGAGACUACACAUGAGGCUAUUAUUGACGCAGGAGUUAACCCCCAAGAUAUCCGAGGAUCCCGAACUGGUGUCUAUAUUGGAGUUUCUUCCUCUGAAACUGAACAAUACUGGUGCAGUGAUCCGGAUUUGGUUAACGGUUACGGUUUGACCGGCUGCGCGCGAGCUAUGUUCGCCAACCGAAUUUCAUUUACAUUCGAUUUCAAAGGACCAAGUUUCUGCGUUGAUACAGCCUGCUCGAGUUCGUUGUAUGCUUUGGAGCAUGCAUUCGCAGACAUUAAAGCCGGAAAAUGUGAUUCUGCGAUCGUUGCUGGUGUUGGUCUGAUUUUGAAGCCUACAAUGUCCUUGCAAUUCAAACGCCUGAACAUGUUGAGCCCUGAUGGUACAUGCCGAGCUUUCGACGAUAGUGGCGCAGGAUAUGUGCGAUCCGAUGGUUGUGUGUCAAUAUUCCUUCAACGUGCUAAGGAUGCCAAAAGGAUAUACUCGACUAUCCUAAAUGUACGAACUAACACCGACGGACAAAAGGAGCAAGGUAUCACCUUCCCUGAUGGCAGGAUGCAAAAUCGUUUGAUUCGCGAGACAUACGAAGAAAUUGGAUUGAAUCCAGCGGAAGUUGUAUACGUUGAAGCUCACGGCACCGGAACAAAAGUUGGUGAUCCACAAGAGGUAAACUCAAUUACAGACUUUUUCUGCAAGGACCGUAAGACCCCACUCUUGAUUGGAUCAGUCAAAUCCAACAUGGGUCACUCAGAACCUGCAUCAGGUGUGUGCUCCAUUGCGAAGGUCCUUAUUGCCAUGGAGGAGGGCGUCAUUCCAGCCAACUUGCAUUACAAGAAUCCAAAUCCAGAUCUCUACGGUCUGAUUGAAGGUAAACUAAAAGUUGUUGACAAGCACACUCCAUGGAACGGUGGCAUCAUCGGCUUGAAUUCGUUCGGAUUUGGAGGUGCCAACGCCCACGUUAUCUUGAAAUCGAAUCCAAAACCCAAGGCGGUGACCCCUAAGGAAGGCCCACCAAAGCUAGUUGUUUUAUCCGGUCGAACAGUGGAUGCCGUUCAAGAUCUGCUUGAAGAUGCUGAGGCACAUAAGGACGACGAAGAAUAUUUCGCGCUCAUCAACGAAAUCCACAACACAAACAUCCCACACCAUUACUACCGAGGAUACUCUGUAGUUACAAACAAGUCAACCCCCUUGCGUGAAGUCGUGGAAUGUAUGGACACAAAGCGGCCAAUUUGGUAUAUCUACUCAGGAAUGGGAAGUCAAUGGGCUAGCAUGGCGAAGGACUUGAUGGGUUUGGAAGUUUUCAACAAAAGCAUUCACCGAUGCGCUGAAGUGCUCCGUCCUGAGGGUGUUGACCUUAUUGAUAUCCUAACCCGCUCGAAUGAGGCGCGCUUUGACAACAUCUUGAACUCAUUUGUGUCAAUCGCCGCCAUGCAAGUUGCUCUAACUGAUCUUCUGACCAGCUUAAAUAUUUCUCCGGACGGCAUCCUUGGACAUUCCGUCGGUGAAUUGGGUUGUGCCUAUGCCGAUGGUUGCUUUACCCCAGAGCAAACAGUACUGGCCGCCUACUGGAGAGGAAAGAGCAUCCAGGACACUGAUCUCGCCAAGGGUCAGAUGGCAGCCGUUGGUUUAUCCUGGGAAGAGUGCAAACAACAAUUGCCUGAGGGCGUGAUUGCUGCUUGCCACAAUAGUUCAGACAGUGUUACAAUCUCCGGACCAGAAGGCAAGGUUACUGAAGUCGUUGAGAAGCUUUCAGCCGCUGGUGUGUUCGCCAAGGCUGUCAAAUCCUCGGGCUAUGCAUUCCACAGCAAAUACAUUGCCGAUGCUGGUCCAAAACUACGCAAGAGCUUGGAAAAGAUCAUUCCGAACCCGAAAAAUCGUACCUCCCGUUGGAUUAGUUCGAGCAUACCAGAAAGUGCAUGGAAUACUCCAAUUGCUAAACAGAGCUCUGCUGCUUAUCAUGUGAACAACUUGCUUUCGCCAGUCUUGUUCCACGAGGGUCUUCAACAUGUGCCAAAGAACGCUAUUUGCAUCGAAAUCGCACCACAUGGAUUGUUGCAGGCUAUUCUGAAGCGAGCUCUUGGUGGAGGUGCAACAAGCUUAAGCUUGAUUAAGCGCUACCAUGACAACAAUCUGGAAUUCCUCUUAACAAACGUUGGAAAGUUAUUCGCAGCCGGCGCCCAACCAAACGUCUCAAAACUCUUCCGUCCUGUUACAUUCCCUGUAGGCCGCGGCACUCCUAUGUUGAACUCCAAAGUAGGAUGGGACCAUUCACAGAGAUGGUUUGUCGCGAAAUUCGGCUCAGAAAAUCAAUCGGGCGAAACCCUUGUCGAUGUCAACCUAUCCAAGGAUGAGGAUGCUUUCCUUGCCGGUCACAACAUCGAUGGACGUAUCUUGUUCCCGGCUACAGGCUAUAUGACCCUGGCAUGGAAGACUUUCGCCAAGGUUCACUCCAGUGACAUGUCACAAACCCCCGUAGUUUUAGAAAACGUUGUCUUCCAUCGUGCAACAAUUUUGAAUAAGGAUAAUGCUGUGAAGUUUGGUAUCAACUUCUUCGAUGGUACUGGCAACUUUGAAAUUUGCGAAGGAGGUUCACUGGCGGUGUCUGGUAAAAUCACAAUUCCGGAUCAUGUAGAGAAGGAGGAGCUUCCAUUGAAUCCAUUGGAAAAAGACAAAUCAGGACUACCGUUGAGCAAGAACGAUGUAUACAAAGAAUUGAGACUUCGAGGCUAUGAUUACAGUGGCAUGUUCCGAGGAGUUAAGGAAACCGACAACCAAGCAGUUACAGGAAGCUUGGAUUGGGAAAACAACUGGGUCAGUUUCAUGGACACAAUGCUGCAAUUCAGCAUUAUGGGCAAGGACUUACGAGAGCUCUAUCUUCCAACACGAAUUGAGAAGAUCAUCAUCAACCCAGCAAAACACCUCGAACUUCUUGCACAAGUUUCGGACGAGAAGAAAUCACUCCCUGUAUACAUGUACAAGGACAUUAAUGUGAUCAAGAGUGGUGGUGUUGAAAUGCGUGGCUUGAAGGCUUCCCUUGCACCACGCCGUUCCGGCACUCAACUCCCACCCUCUUUGGAGCGCUACGUCUUCGUACCACAAAGCAAUGGCUCCGAUCUAUCUGAAAACCCUGAGAAGGCACGCUUGAACGCCCUCACCGUGGCAUUGCACUUAGUCACUGAUAAUUCUGGCGGCGCACUCAAAGUUAAAGUUGCUGAAAUUGCAAACGAACGUAAUGCUGACAGCUUAUUGGCCCAAAACAUUCUUGGCAUAAUUGAAGGCGAGCCCACCUUAGCCUCCGAUGUUGUUGUGGCUUCUGCUAAAAAUACCGAUCAACUGAAAUCUCACUUUGGAGAUUCUGGAGUCCGCGUAGUUAACAAGAACAUUUCUGAGGGACCAGUCGAGCAAAAUUGCCAUCUUGUGCUCGCAUACGAUGUUCUUGGCCGUCCAGAUAGUGGAACCGUUCUGGAAAACGUGCUGAACACAAUCAGAGAGGAAGGAUUCAUUCUUUUGGAUGAAGUCCAAUCCAACUACGAAAAGAACGCUUCCGUCCUGCAAAAGAAGAACUUGAUUGUGGUCUCCACCCAAAAGGUCGGCCAACGAGUAUUUGUGUUGGUCCGUUCGCUUAUCGAUGUCCGCAACAGGAAGAAGGUCGUCAUUCAGUUGACGGAAAAGAACUUCAAGUGGUUGGAUCAAGUUAAGAAAGAAUUGCAAACAGCCGAAGAUGAGAACAAAUUCAUUUAUUUAGUCUGCCAAGGCGAGGAAUUGUUUGGCGCUGUUGGUCUCCUGAAUUGCGUGAAGAAUGAAGUAGGCGGUCGAUUCGCGAGGAUGUACUUCAUCCAGAAUCCAUCAGCUGAGAAAUUCUCAGUGGAUUCUAAAUUCUACCAGGAGCAGCUGAAUAAGGAUCUUAUUUGCAAUGUAUUGAAGUCGGCCGGCUGGGGAACCUUCCGUCACUUGAAAUUAGAGACGUCUGGAGACACCCCUACUCUACAAGUCGAACACGCUUACAUCAAUGCUAUCACCAAAGGUGAUUUGUCCAGUCUCAAGUGGAUCGAAGGACCUCUCUCAGUCCAGAAACCGGCAUUUGGAGAUAACCAGGAAGAUCUCUGCACUGUCUACUAUGCUCCAAUCAACUUCCGUGACGUCAUGCUGAGCUCUGGAAAAUUAGCUGCCGAUGCAUUACCUGGAGAUUUAGCACAACAGGACUGUGUCCUCGGUUUGGAGUUUGCCGGCCGUGACUCAAGCGGCAAACGCAUCAUGGCCAUGGUUACAGCCAAAUCAUUGGCCACAACGUGCGUUGCUUCCCGCAACAUGAUGUGGGAAAUUCCAGACAAUUGGACAAUGGAACAAGCCUCGACGGUGCCUUGUGUCUACUCAACAGUGUACUACGCUCUUGUAGUGCGCGGUAAAAUGAAGAAGGGCGAGAAGAUUCUCAUUCACGCUGGUACAGGUGGUGUCGGACAAGCCGCAAUCUCCGUUGCAUUGCAUCAUGGAUUGACUGUAUUCACUACUGUUGGAAGUCAAGAGAAGAGAGACUUCUUGAAAAAGACUUUCCCACAAUUGACUGACCGAAACAUUGGUAACUCUCGUGAUACAUCCUUUGAACAGUUGAUCAUGCGCGAAACACAAGGUCGUGGAGUUGAUUUGGUACUCAACUCGUUGGCUGAUGAAAAACUGCAAGCCUCCGUCAGAUGUUUGGGAUUGAAUGGACGAUUCUUGGAAAUUGGAAAAUUCGAUUUGAGCAACAACUCGCCGUUGGGUAUGUCUGUCUUCUUGAAGAACACAUCGUUCCAUGGAAUUUUGUUGGACAGCAUCAUGGAAGGUGACGAAGAAACACAGAAAGAAGUUGUGGCUUUAGUUGCGGAGGGUAUCAAGAACGGUGCCGUGCGUCCUCUACCAACAACUGUCUUCAAUGAACAACAAGUAGAGCAAGCAUUCCGUUUCAUGGCUUCUGGCAAGCAUAUUGGCAAAGUCGUUAUUAAAGUACGUGAUGAGGAAUCAGCUAAGGUUCUGAAACCACAAACUAAAUUGGUGACCGCUAUCCCAAGAACAUACAUGCAUCCAGAGAAGACAUACAUUGUUGUGGGAGGAUUGGGUGGCUUCGGAUUGGAAUUGUCCCAUUGGAUGGUGUCACGUGGUGCUAAGAAGCUGGUUCUCACUAGCAGAAGUGGUGUUAAGACCGGCUAUCAAUCUCUGAUGAUCCGUAGGUGGAAGGCCCGCGGUGUGCAAGUCGCCAUUGACACCAAUGAUGUAACGACAUCUGAAGGAUGCAAAAAACUACUUGAAGCUUCGAAUAAACUUGGAUUGGUUGGCGGAAUUUUCAAUUUGGCGGCGGUACUGAGGGACGGACUACUUGAGAACCAAACCGAACAAGACUUUAAGACUGUAUGCGUUCCUAAGGUGGAUGGUACCAAAUACUUAGAUCAAUUGUCACGAGCCUUGUGUCCUGAAUUGGAUUACUUCGUCUGCUUCUCAAGUGUGUCUUGCGGUCGUGGUAACAUCGGUCAAACAAAUUACGGCUUGGCUAACUCAGCCAUGGAACGAAUUUGCGAAAAUCGUCAAGCAUCUGGCUUCCCAGGAACUGCAAUUCAAUGGGGUGCUAUCGGUGAUACUGGUCUUGUUAUUGAGAAUUUGGGCGACAACGACACUGUUAUUGGGGGAACCCUACCACAACGAAUGACAUCAUGUCUCCAAACGUUCGACAUGUUCCUACAACAACCUCACGCUGUAUUGGCAUCAAUGGUCGUGGCUGAAAAGAGGAAGGCUGACGCAACUGGAGGAGUCAGUUUAGUAAAUAGCAUUGCAAAUAUCCUAGGCUUACGAGACAUGAGGAACGUUCAAGACGUUGCAACCUUAGCUGAUCUCGGAAUGGACUCUCUCAUGGGUGCUGAAAUCAAACAAACUCUUGAACGAAACUUUGAUGUUGUGAUGACACCACAAGAAAUUCGUCAAUUAACAUUCGGCGCACUUAAGGAGCUCGAGGGUUCUGCAGGCGGAACCGUUUCACCAGCUCCAGUCAGUCCAUCAAAGAGCACCCCAUCACCAUUCGGCGAUGGAACCCAAGUAGUUUUCCUAUCAGAGCUGAUGCCCACCGAACCAAUUGUUCGUUUGAAAUCAAACGCACCGAAUGACUCAAAGAAACCUCCAAUCUUCUUCGUGCAUGCCAUUGAAGGAUUUGCCGCACCUUUAGUACCAUUAGCCGAAAAAUUAGACAGUCCCGCCUAUUGUUUGCAAUGCACAGAAGAGGCACCACUUGGAUCACUUGAGGAAUUAGGCGAAUAUUAUGUUAAACAAAUUAAGAAAAUCCAACCGAAAGGACCUUACUCGAUAGCUGGCUAUUCGUUUGGUGCAACUAUUGCUUAUGUAAUGGCAGCUUACUUAGAACAACAGAAUGAGGAUGUACAACUUGUGAUGUUGGACGGUGCACCCAAGUAUGUAUCGUGGUACACACAAACACAUAAGGCAAAGAAAAAUGCAUUGGAAUCAACAGAGGAACAGAAUGAGGCUUAUGCGUUGGCAUACUUUGGCAUGGUUCUAGGAAAUAUGGAUUAUGGUGGUGUUGCUCGUUUACUUCUUAAAAUCCCAACAUGGGAGGCCAAGGUCGAAAAAUGUGCAGAAUUGCUUCAUGCAGAAAUUAAUCAACCAGUUGACUUGAUUAUCAAAACUGCAACUGCAUUCUAUCACAAACUCUUGGCUGCUGACAAAUUCAGAGCAUCACAUAAGAUCAAGAAGUCUGUAACGCUUAUCAAACCCACUGAAAAUUAUGCCAAACUAGAAGCUGAUUACGGUCUUUCGGAGGUAUGUCAAAAGGAUGUUAAAAUCCUAACAGUCGAAGGAAACCAUCGAACCAUCCUAACAGAGGAUGAUUCCGUUAGCAUGAUAGUAGAUAUCCUCAAAGGACUCUUAGCAUAAAGGCAUCGCUCUCCGCUUUCUCAUAUAUUAUAAGAAUAGUCUCAUAUUAGGUUCCAACGGCUAUAUUUACAUACAUUGAAGGGUGGUUUUCAUACGGCAUAUUUUUUUUUAAUUUAUAAGAAAGUUGAUUCUCAUUGAAGCAGAAUACACAUUCGCAGUUGUCUCGGAGCAACGCUACAUUCCAUAAAACAAGGAACAGAAAUUUGUUAUAACGAAAGAAAAAAUAAUGAAAACGGAAAAUUUUCCAAUUUUACUCAGUAGUUGAUACGAUAGACACACAGUGGAUAUUGAAAUAUAUUUAAAACAAAUUAAAUGUAACCAAAUGUAAGGAUACAUUUGUAGUUGACUAAGUGGCUGAAUUUGCUAUUUUUGCACUAAAUAGUUUUGUACAGAAUCAAAUAUACAUCACAAAAGUAAAAGACAGUAAUGUAUCAAAAACAAACGUAAAAGGGUAAAUAUUAGAUUAUUAUUUAUUCGUUUAUUGAAGGGAGGCUAUAAUCCUGCCAAUGUUCAGGGAGUCUAGGUCCAUUUUCAUCCUUUGAGCAUUCGCAAUUUCAUAGUGAACUCUCUGAUAUUUGUUCAAAAAUAAUGAAAAGUGAUUUAAAUGUGUAUAUUUUCGGGGUAGUCUUAUAUUUUUUUUAUAUUGUUAAUCGUAGAAUAAAUUAUUUUUCAAGAAACAAUGGAAGUUCUAUAUUUGCAUAUUCUACUUUGUUUCCGAUGGUCUUGGCUUUAAUUCCAUGAUGGAGAGCAGAGUUUGCGUUAAUCAUGGAAAGAAUAUUAUUUUUUAUUUGAAAUUCACUUUUCUGCUCUUCAUGAGUUUCACCCUUUCGAACGUCAGCAUAGAUUCAUAAUUCUACAAAGUAAAACCGUUCCUACUCCAUUAUCACCUUAUCUAUCACGCGUUCAUUUAGUAGAAUAGAUGAUGUUCAUGCACAUUAAAAGCACCGUAAAUGAGUUGUUUGACGUUAAUAAUAUUUCAUGAAAUCAGAAUGGAAACCAAUGGAUCCGAAUAUACUACUAGUCGGGAGUAUUUCAUAUGCUAUGUGAACAUGUUUUUUAAUUGGAAAUAUUAGGGGCUAAAUUUGUACUUUGGAAAUUUGAAACAGAUGAAAAUUUAAAGGAAAACAUACGGCACUUGUAAUAUACUCGCUUUUUCUCACGACAUAACUAUCGAUGGGGAAACACUCUAUACUUUGCGACUUAUAAAUUUGUGUAUAUAAAAAUUAUUAAACAAAAUAAAAACUGAAUGAAAAUAAA